CAAGGGGAAACACUGUUUUUGGGUCAGGGGUUAUAUUUAGGACUGAGGUGUGAAUUGAAUUUUGGGUAGGGUUGGGGUUGGAUAUGGAAUGGUCAGGGUUAGGAUAAGGGUAAGGUUUAAGCUGUAGAAAUGAAUGGAACUCAAUGAAAAGUCCCCACAAAGAUAGUCACGCAAAUGUGUGUGCGUGCGUGUUGGUAUGUAUGCGUGUCUUUUGCAGAGCCAGCUUGUAAUCAGCUGUUAAAGUUGGCUCUGAUGUAUCACAGCAUUUGAACGCACCGCAGUGAGCCGGACAGUGCAGAGCUUUCAGAGCUACUCUUGCUGGAGCAGCACUAGUGACAUUGGAAGAGGGAAUAAGGAAGACAGUGAUUCAGCAUUUGCAGAUAACAUUUACCAGCUGUAGACAUUGUGUUCAUUUGCACUGCUUGCUAUUCAGAUUCUAGUGACUGAGUUUGGGAGCUGCCUCUAGAAAAGGUAAGCAUGAAGAGGUUUUAAGAUAUUAUCAGUAUCUACUCAUUAUUAACAUCAAUUUAACAACAGCAGCUGAGAAUUUAAUAACUUAUCAUUGACAUAUGUGGAAAACAUCUUAGUGUUUUGGGCUCUUUCUAGAUAGUUUACUGUAUGUGUCAUUAAAACCAUAUAAUUAAUGAUAACAUUGUUAAAUUCAUUGUUAAAAAACAUGAAUUUUCAGAAAUUUACUGACUAAACUAAAACAGUAGUGAUUGAUAAAUCACUACUACUUUAGCAGUAUAGCUUUAAACCAAUAGACUGACAUCGUUUUUUGCUAAUAUCAUUAUUAGUUAUCUUGACUUUUGGUGAUUGUUGUAAAUUAUACAUGUUAAAAAAAAGUUACAUCUUUUAGUAGAUUAUGUGAUAAGGAUCCCGACCAACGCAUGCUGUGUGUAUGACAGUAACAAGACCACAUCCAUCACCACCUUGUAUAAGCUUACAGAAUGCAAAUUUAACACUACACACGUACAUGAGAUGAUUGAGCUGGGUCUCGCUGAUGGGAGCCUCAUCGAUGAGCUGAUGGAGCUGACGGCGCAGAGCAUCGGUCAGCUGGAGAUCCAGGAACAUUUCAACAUCGUCAAGGAGAUCGGACGUGGAAAAUAUGGCAAAGUGUUGCUGGUCACUCAUCGUUUUAGGGGGACUCCAAUGGCCCUGAAAGUGAUGCCUAAAGCCUCCACUAAAUUGCAGGGCUUUCUACGAGAGUACUGCAUCUCCUUACACCUGUCCUGCCACCCCUGCAUUGUGGGCCUGUUUGGCAUCGCCUUCCAGUCUAAAGAGCACUACUGCUUCGCCCAGGAGCUGGUUAUCGGGAGGGAUCUUUUUGCCGUCAUCAAGCCAAAAGUGGGCAUCCCGGAGUCGUCAGUGAAACGCUGCGUCCUCCAGAUCUCCAGUGCGCUGGAGUUCAUCCACAGCCACGGUCUGGUCCACCGGGAUGUCAAGCCCGAAAAUAUUCUGCUGCUGGACACUCACUGCCGUCAGGUCAAGCUGGCAGACUUUGGUCUCGCCCAGAAGAGAGGAACCCUCAUACGCUUCAUCACAGGGACUUUGCCAUACAUGGCCCCAGAACUUUGCAGCGUGGCUCUGCUGGACAAUCAGAAAGAGGUGACAGUGCCUCCUCUGAGCGUGGAGCCCAGCCUGGACACCUGGGCCUUUGCAGUGGUCAUCUUCUGCAUCCUCACUGGUUACUUCCCAUGGGAGCGUUGCAUGGACUCGGACAGCUUCUACCAGGAGUUUGCCGACUGGUGCGAGUCGAAGAAGAAAGUUUAUGUGGAGGAUGACAUCCCUCCUCUGUGGAGGAGGUUCACCCCAGAGGCUAUGGAAAUGUUCAGUCUGCUUCUGGCUCCAGACGCAGUGCAGAGGAGUUCAGCAGGAGCAGUGAGAGCGUAUGUGGAAAAAGACUGGCUGAGAAAAGACCAUGGCAACCAGCUGCUCUAGAUAAAUGUACAGUGUGUCUUUAUUUGAAUGCAUGCUCUGCAGGAAAAUAUAUUGAUUAAACCAAAAAAACUGAGGUAACAGUUUGUGUACUCACGUCAUAAUUAAACGACAAAAAUUAUUAUUCAGUUGGAAGUUCUAAUGUGGCUUACCAAAACUAGACAGCAUCUGUAUAUAAAUCUUUAUUUUUUUCCCUUUAGAUAAUGGAAGGUGAUGUAGUGACAGUGAUUUUCUGCCAACAGCCAUCAAUAUCUACAAUAACUCUUUGAAAAAUGUAAUUAAUAUGAGUUACAACUACAUUUAAUUUAGAACAACAUUUCUGAUUCAAACGGAUGAAUCAGAAACCCUUGAAACAAAGACAUUUGAUUUGGUCCAAAACAUUAGCUAGUCAUGUGAAAAUCAUCUCCUGAAUAGCUCAUGUAUAGCUACUGUAUUUUUAUAACAUUAUAUUGUUUGAAAUUAAUAGUUCAAGUCUAAUAGGUGCAGUUUUGUUGUAUGUUAUGUGAAACAUGAUUUUAGUUUAAGCAAUUCACCUGGACAACAUGGAUGCUGAUGUUGCCAGCGGUAAAUUAAAAUGACCACAGGACAUUUUCCAGUUUUCUUACGUUUAUGGACAACUCUGAUGAACAGAAACCUUUAGUCCUGGAGUUCUUUUUUUUUUAAAGACCCUGAAAGAUAAUUUUUAUCUUCUGUCUGAAAAAGUGUGGCUCUGAACUUUAGGGGCCUUUGAAUUUCUGUGGCCCUGAUCUCCCUCAUGUCUGCAUCGGGUCGUGGAGGGCAGGUGUGUGGCUGUUGUAAACCUUUUAUAAAUAAGGACACACACACACACACACACACACACACACACACACACA
This is a messenger RNA of Poecilia latipinna (sailfin molly), 2792 nucleotides long. Its product is annotated as serine/threonine-protein kinase SBK1. The transcript has 4 exons. NCBI's taxonomy places the organism in Eukaryota, Metazoa, Chordata, Actinopteri, Cyprinodontiformes, Poeciliidae. Gene Ontology annotation, biological process: protein phosphorylation. Gene Ontology annotation, molecular function: ATP binding; protein serine/threonine kinase activity. The record is from RefSeq and is a predicted model, not a curated record. Bases 982 to 1941 code for a protein of 319 amino acids.